Molecule: messenger RNA, 2286 nt
Organism: Vigna umbellata (rice bean)
Lineage: Eukaryota; Viridiplantae; Streptophyta; Magnoliopsida; Fabales; Fabaceae
Product: putative receptor-like protein kinase At5g18500
Biological process (GO): protein phosphorylation
Molecular function (GO): ATP binding; protein kinase activity
Source: RefSeq, a predicted model, not a curated record
AGACAUGAACAGGAAGAAAUGGACCGAAAAGAGGAGAAGGAAGAAAUUUGAAGAAACAGCAAAGAAAAAUUUCUAUUUUGAUGCCUUCUCUUUUACUGUAUGUAAUGUGAGCCAUGUCACUUCCCAUCACCUACCACUGAUAAUUCCAUGCCUUCUUAUUAGCCCCACCAUUUGCCUCUCCUCAGAAUUUCAUGUGCCUCUUGUGUUCUUCAAUUCCCUCCAAUUUCACCACAGGGUGUGAUUAGUGCCUUUGCUGUGACCUCCUCCUUCAUUUGGUCCAGUGAGGGGAGGGGGUCUCAGAAGUUCCAUUUCAGAAACAGACACCCUUUUGAUCAUUUCCGAAAACCCAGAAAGCAAAAGCUAACAUUGGUAGGAUUUUGACAAUGGAUGUGAAGUUUUGGUGCUACAAUGGCUUCACACCCAAAAGGGUUUUGGAAGCUUGAAAGAUCUAGUGUUUAACUUGCUUCAGGGUCUGAAAAGUAGCUGGGGACAAAUCUUGAAGGAUUUGAGUUGUGAAGAGUUUGUUUAGCAGCAAAAUGGCAUCUGAUCUGAGUUCGGGGUUGUCCAAGAAAACUUUUGUAUUUGGUUUGAAAGUGUGGGUACUAAUGGGAAUACUAGUUGGGUUAUUCAUCAUAAUCAUUCUUGUGGUGCUAUCAAUAUGUCUCACUUUAAGAAAGAAGUUCAGAAGAGUCAAAGGUAAGCUUCCACUCAGCCAUGUGUUAGCUGUUUCAGAAGAGAUCAAAGAAAUUAGAGUUGAUCAAGUUUCAGCAAAUAAUCAUCCACAGAAUGGUACUUUUAUGAGUCUGAAUGACAAAUUUGGUGAAGGGGAGACUGAAAAGGUUUUGAACCAAACACAGAAUGGGGACAAUAGUAGUCAAUCAGGCUCCUUUAAUCAUUUAGAACAAGAUGGUAAUGGCUCUCAAUCAGGUGAAGAAAGUGGUGCUAAGGGAAUUGCUUCUUAUAGGUCUUCUUUGCAUCCUAUAACCGCACCAUCCCCUUUGUCUGGUCUGCCGGAAUUCUCACAGCUUGGCUGGGGCCACUGGUUUACAUUAAGGGACCUAGAACUUGCUACAAACAGAUUUUCAAAAGAAAAUGUUAUUGGGGAAGGUGGAUAUGGAAUUGUUUAUCGUGGUCAAUUAAUCAAUGGGAGUCCUGUGGCCAUAAAGAAGCUACUCAAUAAUUUAGGACAAGCUGAAAAGGAAUUCAGAGUGGAGGUUGAGGCUAUUGGUCAUGUGCGGCAUAAGAACUUAGUACGACUUUUGGGCUACUGCAUUGAAGGCACACAUAGGUUGUUGAUAUAUGAGUAUGUUAACAAUGGCAAUUUAGAGCAGUGGCUUCAUGGGGCCAUGCGGCAGCAUGGUUUUCUUACUUGGGAUGCUCGGAUAAAAAUUCUCCUUGGAACAGCCAAAGCGCUGGCUUAUUUGCACGAGGCAAUUGAGCCAAAAGUUGUGCAUAGAGAUAUUAAGUCGAGCAAUAUUCUAAUUGAUGAGGACUUUAAUUCCAAAAUAUCUGACUUUGGGCUGGCUAAGUUACUUGGUGCUGGAAAAAGUCAUAUUACAACCAGAGUUAUGGGCACUUUUGGAUAUGUAGCUCCAGAAUAUGCCAAUUCUGGCUUGCUAAACGAGAAGAGUGAUGUUUACAGCUUUGGGGUAUUGCUCCUUGAAGCAAUUACAGGAAGAGACCCCGUGGAUUAUAGCCGACCAGCAGCCGAGGUAAAUUUGGUCGACUGGCUGAAGAUGAUGGUAGGUUUUCGACGCUCAGAAGAGGUGUUGGAUCCCAACAUCGAGACCAGGCCAUCGACAAGUGCUCUUAAACGAGCCCUCUUGACAGCUCUGAGAUGUGUUGAUCCAGAUGCAGAAAAAAGACCAAGAAUGAGCCAAGUCGUCCGCAUGCUUGAAUCAGAGGAAUAUCCUAUACCACGAGAGGAUCGAAGACGCCGGAAGAGUCAGGCCGGAAACAUGGAGGUGGAGACUCAUUCUGAUACAGACAAGAGUGACAAUGCAGAUUAUAAGUCCAAUGGCAGAAGGAACCAAUGUGUGUAGCAGAGGCAGGCAUCUCAAAGAAUUUAUGGAAUGAAGAACACAAGUUAAUGGUAAAUUUUGCACUUUUGAGCUUUUGUAAAAGUUGUGAUGGCUGCCACUUUAUACAUGAAAACAUGGAGCAGGAACAGGUUUCUUUGGGAUGGUUUAUAUACUUAUUUGUUGUUAUAGUUAGUUUGUAGAUGUUAGAUUGUAGAUUAUUGUUUAUGGAUAAUGGUGGUUUGUACAGUUUCAUUACUAUUCUUUC